Aspergillus viridinutans is the source of this 1542-nucleotide messenger RNA. RefSeq lists its product as uncharacterized. The transcript has a single exon. NCBI's taxonomy places the organism in Eukaryota, Fungi, Ascomycota, Eurotiomycetes, Eurotiales, Aspergillaceae. The record is from RefSeq and is a predicted model, not a curated record. Bases 1 to 1542 code for a protein of 513 amino acids.
AUGUACCAAUCCGCGGAUUCUCUCAGUCUCGAUUACACAAACAAGCAGCUUUUGCCACGACGUUACGAGUCGGACGAAGAAGAGAUAUCGGAGUCAGAACAUGGUGGACACGAUAACGCUUUCUCACCCGUUGAUGACACUACAGGGACGUUUUCUGAUAUGAGCACGGAAGAGCUAUCUCGCGACAUUGAACCUGAGCCAGGGAACCGUCAAGUUGCCCGGCUACUUGCUCCCUACCCAUCGAGAGGCAGAAAGUCGCGUCCCGUAUCAAUGGAUACCGUGAAGCGAAGCAGCAAUGCAACCUUUGCCACCGACUCCAUCGUCUACGACGACGACGAUGAUGAUGUGAUUAUCGAGCUGCCUUCUCCAAAUCACAUGUCACCACUUCCGUCACCAAUCUUCUUACAGCCCACUGUUUAUGUGCCCCCUGGGUCACCCGGAUCAUCGACUGCUCGGUCGAAGGGAUCGCCGUCUCCCACCUCUGUCUACUCAGAGGAAGAGACUGACGUCCUCGUAGCUGAGCAGGUCACAUAUGUGGAACCUAUCUCCAAACCUCACUUGAUUCAAAUCAGUCCCGAGCAAUCAUAUUUUCCGCCUGGUUCGUCUGCUGAGGAGAAGCAAGACACCUUUUGCAAGCAUAGCUCAAGCAACGCCUCCGAUGAGGGUACUUGCGAGGGUAUCUACUCGCUCGGGCGGGCAGCCAAGUCUCAACCUUUGCUUAGCACAGGCGAGUCUGAAGGAACGAAUGAAAAGCAGCUCAAACGCAACAGUGUCUCGGUAACUGGGCGUUCAUCGGGAUCGGUUAGGGGGUUGAGACGCAUUGAGCUGCCAAGGUCUAGUGCCACGAUGCAGUCGCUGUCCGAAGUCCCCGAGAUCCCGCAGCCCUUGUCGCCGCGGUCUCGCUCUAGGACAUUUUCUGGCACAAGAGCGUCACCCGCCCAAAAGCUGCCCUCACUGUACACUGCAGUACGCUCGCGUCUACCUACCGAAUCCCUCCGACGGCCCCCUUCGUUGCGAAGUUUGAGUAGUGCGAGCGCCUUACUCUCCCACGCACGACACGCUUCCACAUCUGCGGGCUUAGACACUCACAAACCACCCACCUCCGCGUCCCACACGCGCGUGAGCUCCGAACAGUCAUCUCCGCUACAAACCUGUCGCACUCCUUCUCCAAUGCUUCAAAGUUCUACUCCUUACUAUUCCUCGCCGACUUUCAGUCGAGGCCGAUCCGGCUCUGUGUACAGCAACAGCAGUGCACCCACGCCGACCAGCUAUCGCCCACCCCCUCCGGAGCGGAACUCCACCAUGCAUUCUUUUAAGUCAUCCUAUUCCAGCAGCCUUCGAUCAGAGGUGGAGAGUGUCCACAGUGUGGAUGCACCUGAGCCAGUCCAUCAAGCAGGAAAGUCUAACGUGAGCCGAAAGAAGAGCCUGAAGCGCAGCAAGUUCUCGAAGCAGGAGGGCAAGGAACAGUCCACCGCUAAGAGCAUCAUGGGCUUUAUGCUGAGAGGGAGGAGAAAAUCUGCCAUCUGGAACCAUCGAUCAUAG